This is a messenger RNA of Diabrotica balteata, 1790 nucleotides long. Lineage: Eukaryota; Metazoa; Arthropoda; Insecta; Coleoptera; Chrysomelidae. The record is from the annotation of a GenBank genome assembly.
UUCAGGUCGGGAAGUAUUUUUCUUCAAUAUGUCACAAUUUUAUGCAAGAAUACAUGCGGCUUUAUAAAAUAAUGAAAUAUACGUAUAAUUCAUUCUUCAUUUAAAAAGUAUUGUUUUUGCAGCUUUAUAUAUUAAAAAUUCGUUAUAAGCAACAAUAAUGAAGUGUCAUUAUGAAGUUUUAAGUGUAUCCAGAGAUGCCGACGACAGUGAAAUUAAAACAGCCUACAGAAAGUUGGCUCUAAAAUGGCAUCCCGACAAAAAUUUGGAUAAUGCAGAUUUAGCUAAAGAACAGUUUCAGAUAGUUCAACAAGCCUAUGAUGUAUUGAGUGACAGACAAGAAAGAGCCUGGUAUGACAAUCACCGUGAGCAGAUACUUAGGGGUUCAAGCUCUGAUUUUCAAGACAACUCCUUGGAUGUGUUUCAGUAUUUUACAACUACUUGCUUUAAUGGAUAUGGAGAUGACGAAAAUGGUUUUUACACGAUAUAUAGAAAUGUUUUUGAGAAGAUAUCAAAAGAAGAAAUGGAUUUUAUGGAAGACAAAGAAGAGUUUUGUAGUGUCCCAAGUUUUGGAAAUUCUACAAGUGACUUUGAGGUAGUUUCAGAAUUUUAUGCUUAUUGGCUUAAUUAUGCAACAAAAAAAUCUUUUGUUUGGCUAGAUCCUUAUGAUAUCAAAGAUAUUAGAGACAGAAGGUAUCUUAAAAUGGUAGAAAAGGAAAACAAAAAAAUAAGACAAAAAGCAAAAAAAGAAAGAAGUGAGGAAGUUAGAAAUUUAGCAGCUUUUGUGAAAAAAAGAGACAAGAGAGUACAAGCUCAAAAGAAGUUACAAGAACAAAAGCUACUAGAAGAUAAGAAAAAACGAGAAUCGUUAAGUAAACAGAAGAGAUUAGAAAGGCGAGAAGAGUUGGAAAAAGCCAAAGUUUCUAGUCAAGCUGAAUGGACUAAAUUUGAUAAUGUUAAAACGGAAUUGGAACAAAUUGAAAGAAACUUAGCAGAACAAUUUGGUGAUGUUUGUGAUUCUGAUGAAGAAGAUGAAUUAGAUUUGUAUUGUGUAGCGUGUUCAAAGUUGUUUAAAACUCCAAAGGCUUUUGAAAACCAUGAAAGUAGUAAAAAGCAUAAAGAAAAUGUUGAAAUUCUAAAGGAGACAAUGCUAGAAGAGGAAGAAAUAUUAGAAAGUGGUGAAGAAAUAUCAGAUAAUGAAAACCAAGAAGAUGAAAAUAAUUUAAAAGAUAAUCAAUGUAUGCCAACAAAUGAGGAAUUAGAUGAUGUACACAUAGAAUCUGAUGAAACUAAGUCAGAUUCAGAGUCUAUAGAGGAAAGUAACAAAAAUAAAAAGAAGAAGAAAAAGAGCAAUGUUAUAAACCAUCAUGAAGAAGAAUGUUCCAAUGGUUUAAAUUUUGAAGUAUCUUCUGAUGAUUUUGACUUUGAUUCAUCAACAAAAAAACAGAAAAAGAAGACCAAAAAGAACACAAAAAAUAAAACAAAUGAGGCUGUUAAGAUUGAAAGUGAAGAAUUACAAGAAAACCAUAGAGAAGAAAAGCCUGUGCCAAAAAGUAAAAAAGAAAGAAAAACUGCAAAAGAUAUGAUUAAAAAGGAAAUACCAGAUUUGGAUAUAAACCAUAGUUGUGUGACUUGUAAAUCAGCUUUUCCAUCAAAGAACAAAUUAUUUGACCAUCUGAAGAAGACAGGACAUGGUAUUUAUAUUCCUCCAAAUGUGAAAAAUAAAAAAGCCAGCAUCAAAACCAAAUAAUAUGUUUGAUUUGUGAAGUAAUUAAAUAAAUUUAUUUAUUGUU